AUUAGGGGAAGGAGGGGGGAGGAGAAGUUUUCUGUGUGUGUGGAGAGAGGAGCAGGAGUGAGGACGCUGGUGCUGGCCUUGUUUUUCACUCAUCAGCUGCUUGUUUUUUAUUUAGACUUGGCAACAUUGGACACAACACAUUUUGGUGGAGGUGACGGUGACCGGCAGUGAGAUAACUUAAGGAGCUGGAGUCCCACUAAGAGUAGAAGACAAGGCUGCGGAAAGAGACGACGUGGAAAGGCUCCUUGUUUCCUGAUCUAGCCAACUAAAGAUAUAAUUUCUUCUUAAGCCUCUGGAGGGUUCAAGGAAACGAUUUUCAUUUUAUGGAUUGAAGUUUUUAACUUUUAUACAUGAUGAGUCUCACAGGAGAGAAACCACAUCUGUGUUCUGAGUGUGACAGAAGGUUUACAUGUAAAUCAAAGCUUCUCAUACAUCAGAGGAGUCACACAGGAGAGAAACCAUUUACAUGCCCUGAAUGCAGCAAGUGUUUUUCCCGGAAGUCAUGUCUUGUUAUACAUCAGAGGAGUCACACAGGAGAGAAACCAUUUACAUGUUCUGAAUGUAGCAAGUGUUUUCCCCAGAAGUCACAGAUUGUUAUACAUCAGAGGAGUCACACAGAAGAGAAACCACAUCUGUGCUCUGAGUGUGACAGAAGCUUUACCUGUAAAUCACAUCUUAUCAGACAUCAGAGGAGUCACACAGGAGAGAAACCAUUUAUAUGUUCUGAAUGCAGCAAGUGUUUUUUCCGGAAGUCAUGUCUUGUUAUACAUCAGAGGAGUCACACAGAAGAAAAACCAUUUACAUGUUCUGAUUGCAGCAAGUGUUUUUCCCGGAAGUCCUCUCUUGUUAUACAUCAGAGGAGUCACACAGGAGAAAAACCAUUUACAUGUUCUGAAUGCAGCAAGUGUUUUUUCCAGAAGUCAAAUCUUGUUAUGCAUCAGAGAGUUCACACAGGAGAGAAACCAUUUGAAUGUUCUGAAUGUAGGAAGUGUUUUUCCCAUAAGUCAACUCUUGUUUUACAUCAGAGGAUUCACAGAGGAGAGAAAUCAUUUACAUGUUCUGAAUGUAGCAAGUGUUUUUCCCAAAAGUCAUAUCUUGUUAUACAUCUGAGGAGUCACACAGGAGAGAAACCAUUUACAUGUUCUGAGUGCAGCAAGUGUUUUUCCUAUAAGUCAUCUUUUGUUAUACAUCAGAGGAGUCACACAGGAGAAAAAACAUUUACAUGUUCUGAAUGCAGCAAGUGUUUUUCCCGGAAGUCACUUCUUAUUAUUCAUCAGAGGAGUCACGCAGGAGAAAAACCAUUUAUAUGUUCUGAAUGUAGGAAGUGUUUUUCCAAGAAGUCAGAGCUUGUUAUGCAUCAGAGCGUUCACACAGCAGAGAAACCAUUUACAUGUUCUGAAUGUAGCAAGUGUUUUUCCUAUAAGUCAUCUCUUGUUAUACAUCAGAGGAGUCACACAGGAGAAAAAGCAUUUACAUGUUCUGAAUGCAGCAAGUGUUUUUCCCAGAAGUCAUAUCUUGUUAUACAUCAGAGGAGUCACACAGGAGAAAAACCAUUUACAUGUUCUGAAUGUAGGAAGAGUUUUUCCCGGAAGUCACUUCUUACUAUACAUCAGAGGACUCACACAGGAGAGAAACCAUUUACAUGUUCUGAAUGUAGGAAGUGUUUUUCCCAGAAGUCAGACCUUGUUAAACAUCAGAGGAGUCACACAGGAGAGAAACCAUUUGAAUGUUCUGAAUGUAGCAAGUGUUUUUCUAGAAAGAAAACACUCAGUAAUCACAUGCAGAGUCACUCUGAGGUCCUGAAUGCAGCUUGUGUAUCAUAGUAAUGUAACUAUAUGAAUUCAAUGGAACCAAUAUUUAUUUUCUGAAUGUGACAAGUGUUUUAUAUAAAUGACUCUUGAUAAAGACAGGAGAGGUCAUACAAGUAGACCUGGAGGUACUUUUCCCCUUGGGAAGGUCUCUGUGUUAGGAAAUAGAGCUGCAGUAUAACAAUAGCCAAUGACCGUGGGACUGCCAUUACUGAGCUCUGUAAUAUACAGCUGUUCUGCUCAUGCAGGUGCUGGGACUAGUAGAGAGUUCCAGCAGCUCCUCUCAGUACUGGGAUUCCUUCUCUGAUGCUGCUUUUAGAUCGCAAAUGCCGGAUCCUACCCG
This is a messenger RNA of Pseudophryne corroboree (corroboree frog), 2151 nucleotides long. Its product is annotated as oocyte zinc finger protein XlCOF7.1-like. Gene Ontology annotation, biological process: regulation of DNA-templated transcription. The record is from RefSeq and is a predicted model, not a curated record. Lineage: Eukaryota; Metazoa; Chordata; Amphibia; Anura; Myobatrachidae. The transcript has 2 exons. Bases 351 to 1823 code for a protein of 490 amino acids. Gene Ontology annotation, molecular function: DNA-binding transcription factor activity, RNA polymerase II-specific; RNA polymerase II cis-regulatory region sequence-specific DNA binding.